CAUACGACUCCUGUUGAUAAGAUUUCAAAAGUCUAUAUAAAUCGCAUACCCCCCACCAAAUGUGACCAUUCGUUUCCUUUAUAAUGAAACUGCUCGCGUUGUUCUUGGGCUUGGCUGUUGCUGUAGCGGUAGCCAUUCCCAUCGAGGAAUUGGGCCCAGAGACGGUUCCUUUCGAGGAAUUCGGCUGGGAGCACAUCCCCAACGAAGAAGUUGGCGACGAGUACCUCCCCAACGAAGAUGAAGGACUUGAGCACAUUCCCAGUGAAGAAACUGGCACGGAACACAUGCCCGUCGAACAAUCUCCCUGGUCCCUGGUACCUGACGGUAACGGUCACCUGCACUUGGUGAACACCGAUCCUUACAACUUGGCUGGACAGGAAGAACCAGAAGCACAUUUCAACGCUGAUACCCAAACCAUUUUCCGUUUGUUCACUCGUAAUAAUCGUAACACUGGUCACGUAAUCACGUUGGGUAACGCUGGAACAUUGGGAGGUUUCUGGAACGGCGGUCGUCAGACUCGUUUUAUCAUCCAUGGAUGGAACAACAACGGAGGAUCGCCAGUGAACACUCAGAUUCGUAACGCAUAUCUGGAUCGUGGAGACUUCAACGUGAUCACCGUCGAUUGGGGAGCAGGUGCCCAGAAUCCAAACUACGUGACUGCCCGCAACCACAUCAACGCCGUCGGGGCCACUGUUGGUCGUUUUGUAGACUUCCUGAACCAAAGCGGAGGCAUGUCCUUCAACAACGUGUACAUCACUGGUCACAGUCUGGGAGGACACACCGCUGGUAUUGCCGGAAAGCGCGUGACCCGUGGACGUCUGCACACGGUUGUUGCUCUGGAUCCUGCUCUGCCCCUGUUCUCGAUCAACGCACCCAAUGAACGCGUUGCCCCAACCGACGCCAACUACGUAGAGGUCAUCCACACGAACGCCGGUCUGCUCGGAUUCGACUUGCCGAUUGGACAAGCCGAUUUCUACCCGAACGGUGGACGCUCGCAGCCAGGAUGCGGAGUGGAUGUGGCCGGAACCUGCGCCCAUAGCCGCGCCUGGGAGUUCUUCGCCGAGUCGGUACGUACCGGACGGUUCAACUCGGUCCGCUGCGCCAACUACGACCAGAUCCUGAACAACAACUGCGUCUCGAGUGGUCCCAACAGGAAUAUGGGAGGAGAGCCGUCGAACAUCGGAAUCGCCAGUGGAGUGUACCACUUGAUCACCAACGCCGCCAGUCCGUUUGCCCGAGGUUAAAGAUAUUUAAUAAAUUAUUUGCAAAAUCUC
This is a messenger RNA of Aedes albopictus (Asian tiger mosquito), 1274 nucleotides long. Its product is annotated as phospholipase A1 VesT1.02. The coding region runs from base 84 to 1244 and encodes 386 amino acids. The record is from RefSeq and is a predicted model, not a curated record. Gene Ontology annotation, biological process: lipid catabolic process. Lineage: Eukaryota; Metazoa; Arthropoda; Insecta; Diptera; Culicidae. The transcript is spliced from 2 exons. Gene Ontology annotation, molecular function: lipase activity.